CUUUGCCUCUUUCGCCUUUGCCUCUUCUGCAAUUAUCUCUAUCUUUAUCUCUGAUUCCUUCUCCAUCGCCUCUUAUCUCCAUUGACUCCUCCGAAUCCUCCGAUUCCAUUGCAAUUCAUCUUCUUCGUUGACGAUGACCCCUGCUUUUUUUCACUUCUUCUGCAAUUAUCUCCAUCUCCAUCGAUUCCUCCAAUUCCUCCAAUUCCUCCAAUUUUUCAAAUGCAAUCCCACGCCAGCGGCUUAAUCCCCAACACCCACUACUUUAACCCCAUUAUGCUGCUGCAAUUCAUCAUCUCUAUCGAUUCUACCGCUGCAAUUCAUCAUUCUUGCCUAGCUCUUCCUUCUUCUGCUUAACCUGAAAAAAAUUGGACUAUAUAUCACAUGAGCUAUCAUUUUGCAUCACAAAAUUUGAUACGGUUAUGAUGACCGCAACUUCCAAUGGUUACCAUGAUGAACAUAAGUCAUCAUCCUCUACUGCUGCUGCCAAGGUUGUUUCCACCGGUGUAAAGAAAAGCAGUAGCAGUGCGAUAGAUUAUGAGUCUAGCGACGAUGAACGGCAUUUCAAGAGGAAGCCUUCAAGGCAUUAAUCAUCGCCUCCACCAAUGGCUGAGAGGGAAGAUGAGCCACGACACUCAAAGGGGUCUAGAGAACGAGAACGGAGCAGCUAUAGUAAACACAGAUAGAAUGCAGAAUGCUGGCUCUGAUAGUGUAGCUGCACUGCUUGCUUCUACUUUUUCCUUUCCAUUUUUUUUUUUAUUCUGGCUGCUGCUGCUGCUGUUGCGUUUGCAUCCUUGGUGCGGAUGAAAAAUUGUUGGUAUAUACACAAGAAACCCACUGAUUUUUACAGUAAUGUCAGGUUUUUUUGCUGCUUCUGUUCAAGUAAUCUUCUUAGGUUUGUUUGUUAAUCACAGUAGUUGGGUUUCACUUCUUUUGUUUUUUUGGUGAACUCUAUGUUAUGAAAUUUUGACAUGAUCUACUUGGAUUAAGGGUAAUUGGAUCUUGAUUUAGCUUUGGAUAUGAUUCAUUAACCUCUUGAUUUUCUGUUGCAAAUGAUGUAUUGUUAAAUUCAGUUCACUUGGUUUUGUAUAGUUUCCAUUAUAAUCUGAUUGGUGUUUGUUUUUUAUGUUAUUGAAUUUUUAUGAUGAUGGGUUGCUUCCUUGAGUAAAUGGGUAUGGGAAAA
Messenger RNA from Rubroshorea leprosula, 1180 nucleotides. The record is from the annotation of a GenBank genome assembly. NCBI's taxonomy places the organism in Eukaryota, Viridiplantae, Streptophyta, Magnoliopsida, Malvales, Dipterocarpaceae.